Lactuca saligna is the source of this 1626-nucleotide messenger RNA. The record is from the annotation of a GenBank genome assembly. NCBI's taxonomy places the organism in Eukaryota, Viridiplantae, Streptophyta, Magnoliopsida, Asterales, Asteraceae.
AUGAUGCAAAUCGGCUCAACAGUUCCGUCGCAUAAUCUUGACAUAUUUCAGGAAAGAUUCUCCGUUAAUUGUAAUGGGUAUUCUGUGAAACCCAUAACAAAAGCUUGUUUAUCGAAGACCUCCAUGAAAACCACAAGCUUACCAAGAACCAAGUUCACAAGGAAACACCUUUCAAAUCUUGAAAGACUAAUAGGUACAGAACCUGAGGUGAUCCAAUUGGAACCCAAAGUGAGUGCUGAUAAUGGGUUGCCGGAGGCGGAGAGUAGAGGAAAAGGGGGUCUUUUAGAGGGACUACAUUUGCCUCAAAUUUGGCCGGAAAAUAAAGCAGCGGAGGAAAUGUCUCCCCGACAGCUGAACCGCCUCCAACGGUUGUUGUCGAAGAACGGAAUGGAAUAUUCUCCCCGAAACAGCCUGGCUUCCAGGUGGAGAGAGUAUCACGGGAGCAAUAAUUGGGUGGGUUUACUUGACCCGCUGGAUGAGAAUCUCCGGCGAGAGAUGGUCCGGUAUGGAGAGUUCAUUCAAGCCGCAUAUCAUUGUUUUCAUUCGGAUCCUGCCACCUCAGACAAGGAAGCCCCAUCACCUCGGCAAGUCGCCAUCCCAGAUAGAUCCUACCGAGUCACCAAGACCCUGUACGCCACCGCUUCCGUAGGUUUCCCGGACUGGGUCGACAAGGUGGCACCAGAUCUCGAGUGGAUGACUCAACGAACCAGCUGCAUUGGUUACGUGGCAGUGUGUGACGAUGAACGAGAAAUCUCUAGAAUGGGCAGACGUGACAUAGUGAUAUCUCUUCGUGGGACCUCCACAUGUCUCGAAUGGGCAGAAAACAUGCGGGACCUACUCGUAAAAAUUCCAGACCAAUCCGGUGGACAACCUAAAGUGCAAUGUGGGUUUUUAAGCCUCUACAAGACCUCCGGAGCUCAUGUCUCGAGCCUAAGAGAGUCGGUGGUUUCCGAAAUCAAACGGUUAACUCGGUUGUACGAAGGCGAAACCCUAAGUAUCACUGUUACCGGCCACAGCCUUGGUGCGGCCCUAGCCCUACUGGUGGCUGAUGACCUGAGCACUUGUGCUCAGGGCAUUCCACCAAUAGCAGUAUACACCUUCGGUGGCCCACGUGUUGGGAACCGAGCAUUUGCAAAAAAACUUAGUUCCCAACAGGUGAAAGUACUGCGAAUCGUCAACUCAAAAGAUAUCAUCACUCGCGUUCCAGGAAUGUUUGUGAGCGAAGAACUUGAUAAAAAACUUCGUGAGUCGAAAAACAUGAAUGUAGCGUUGAAUAUUGUUGAUAACACGAUGCCGUGGGCAUAUGCGCAUGUGGGGACUGAACUACGGGUUGAUACAAGUAACUCACCGUAUUUGAAACCGGAUGCCGAUGUGUCAUGUUGCCAUGACUUGGAAGCAUAUUUACAUUUGGUGGAUGGAUUCUUAGCAUCAAAUUGUCCAUUUAGAUCAAAUGCAAAGAGAAGCUUAGUGAAGCUGCUACGUGAACAGAACUCAAAUGUGAAGAAACUAUAUACAAGCAAAGCAAAGGGAUUGAGGUUAAGUCUAGAUACAAGCAAAUCAAAGGGAUUGAAGUUAAAUCUAGAAAGGAAUAUGCAAAUGUCUAAUUGUUUGCCAAGUCCAUCAUAA